This is a messenger RNA of Didymodactylos carnosus, 1200 nucleotides long. Lineage: Eukaryota; Metazoa; Rotifera; Eurotatoria; Philodinida; Philodinidae. The record is from the annotation of a GenBank genome assembly.
AUGCCUGAUAUGCAGCUUAUUUUUGCCGAUCAAACUAUACCUCGAUGUCUUCAAAAAUCACUGUUUUUAGCGGGACCAUCACCACGAGAAAAGGAUGUCCAUGACUGGCGACGUGAUGCUUUAGAAUUUCUUCAGCAAGCCCAAUAUGAUGACUUAACUGUUUUUAUACCUGUUCCUAAAGAACGUUUUUAUCUUAAACAUGAAAAUGAUCCUUCAUGGACUUAUGAUAAUCAAAUAGAGUGGGAAUGUCGAUGUCGUCAAAUUGCUGAUGCAAUUGUAUUUUGGAUACCUCGAGAUAUUCAAGGUGGAAUGCCAGCCUACACAACAAAUAUUGAAUUUGGUGAAGAUUUACAUUCAGGAAAAAUUUUCUACGGAAGACCAGAUAAUGCUGAAAAAUGUCGAUAUUUGGAUAAACGUUUUGAAGAAAUUAAACAGCCGGUUUUUACCACUCUCAAAAGUCUUUUAAAGUAUGCUGUCGAACAACUUGGCAAUGGUGCAUAUCGUGAGAAUGGUGAAGUAUUUGUUCCUUUUUUCAUUUGGAAUAGUUUACAAUUUCAGUCAUGGUAUACGAAUCUUAAACAAGCGGGAAAUCGUUUGGAUGAAGCGAAAUUGGUACAUCAUGUAAAAUUUAGACCCGGUUACGACAGUAUUUUUUGCUUUAUACUUUCGGUGAACAUAUGGGUUGAAUUAGAACAACGCCAUAAAUCAGAUGAAUUUAUUUUUGCUCGGAAAGAUAUUAGUACCAUUGUGGCUUAUUAUCGAGAUGUGGAUGAUCAUGAUGAGAUUAAACUAAUUUUGGUUAAAGAGUUUCGCAGUCCGGUGAAUAAUCACAUUGGUUUUGUGUAUGAAUUACCUGGUGGAAGCUCUAUGACAGCUGGUGAUAAUGAUCCGCAAAUGACUGCAAAACAUGAGAUGGAAGAAGAAACAGGUUUAACUGUUGAUGAUAUUUCGCGUUUUCAAUAUGUUGGACAACGACAACUUGUUGCUACUUUAUGUUCACAUCAAGCACAAGUUUACAAACUUGAACUCAAUCACCAUGAAUAUCAAAAGCUUCUCGUGUAUGCUCAAGAUAAGAACGUCACGUUUGGUGUAAAUGAAGAUAGUGAAAAAACCUAUAUAGAAGUUGUUAGCUUAUCUAAUAUUAAGAAUACUCCUUUGGACUUUUCCAUGUUGGGCAUGAUUUAUCAAGCUCUUUAUUGA